ACUUUUUAUGCGUCUCGAUUAUUCUUGAUCUUUCCCUAAUUAAUUUUCUUGGGUAGAGAAAAUUAAGGUCACAAAUUUACACACAUAUUAUAUGUGCGUUUAUGAUUUUGUCCUACAUAUGAGCCACAUCCCCUUCUCUUUCACUACAAUCUAUGGAACAAGACAAGCAUCCUAGUUCGAUAAAAAGAGGUGCAACCACAUAAACCAGCUUUAAAUUUUCUAAAUUCUCAAACAAGAAAGGAGAGGGAGAGAGAGAGAGCAUGGUUUCAUCUGUGUGUAGAUACAUAUGAUAAAGUGCGAUGAUGAAGCCUUCGUGUAGGAGCAUGGCAAGUCUGAUCAAGAGCGAGACAAAAAGCAUCAAAACUGAGAUGGGAAACCUCAAAAUCUCAGAAGGCUGUCUGAAAAGCGAGACAAGUUGCUGCACAAAGCAAGAGCCAACAACAACAGACGAUCGCGAGUCAUCAUCAUCAUCAUCACUCAAGAAAAACUCAGAUUUCGAGAGCCACGGCUUAACCCCGGUGGGCAGCCUCAGCAGCCUGCUCAACCCCACGAAUCUCAAAUUCGAAGAAAACGGCGACGUCGAAAUCCACUCCCCCGAUUACUCCUUGUGGGAAUCCAUCUUCUCCGACCACGUAGUCGACAACGAUUUCAUGAUCUGCUCGCCCGUCAGGAACAUGCAGACGUCCAGCUACAGCUACAGCUACGCGUCGCCGCCGCGGUUCUCGUCGCCGCUGGGGCCCAACAAGGGGAAGGGGCUGAGCCCCCUCCACCGCGUCUUCAGCUCCCCCAAUAAUCAGUUCAUGCAGGUCGAGAGCCUCUCCUCCUUGCCCGCCUUGGAGACCCUCUUGGAUGAUAAUUACGAUACUAAAGAGGAUGAUUUCGUCGUCUUUUCUCCCAUGAAGAUCGCCGGCGCGGAUUGCUAUGCGGCCGUGCCGGAGCUUUUGGAGUGCCUCAACAUGGCGGAUUCGGCUCCUGCCAUUCAAGUGCCCUUGUCGCAGCAGUUGCAGCAGGAGCGCCAGCAGGAGGAGCAGCAGCAGCAGCGCCACUUCGAACGGUGUAUCCAGCAUCAACAACCACCCAACGCGCCGCCGCAUAGACUACAACGUCAACACCCGCCGCCGCAGCAGCUUCAUCACCAAAACCAUCACAUGCCGAAUAUGCACAAUACCUUGAUGCUGCCGAUUCCUGAACCUGAGCAGGAACAAGAUAGUGGACUCCAAUUGGUGCACCUUCUUCUGGCUUGUGCUGAAGCAGUGUCGAAAGAGGAUUACAUGUUGGCACGGCGGUAUCUCCACCACCUCAACCGCGUGGUCUCCGCCCUCGGCGAUUCCAUGCAGCGCGUCGCCGCCUGUUUCACCGAGGCCCUCAGCGCAAGGCUCGCCGCAACUCUCACAAAUAAACCCACUACCUCAAACAUAAUACCUUUCAACCCUUUCCCUCCCAACAACCUAGAAAUCCUCAAAAUCUACCAAAUCCUCUACCAAGCCUGCCCCUACAUCAAAUUCGCCCACUUCACCGCUAACCAAGCAAUCUUCGAGGCUUUCGAGGCCGAGGAGCGUGUCCACGUCAUCGACCUCGACAUCCUCCAGGGCUACCAGUGGCCUGCUUUCAUGCAGGCCCUGGCAGCCAGACCCGGAGGAGCUCCCUUCCUUCGGAUAACCGGGGUGGGCCCGUCCCUCGAGUCAGUGAGAGAGACGGGAAGGUGCCUGACCGACCUGGCUCUCUCACUCCACGUCCCCUUCGAGUUCCACCCGGUCGGGGAGGAACUCGAGGACCUCAAACCCCACAUGUUCAACCGGAGGGUCGGGGAGGCGUUGGCGGUGAACUCGGUGAACCGGCUCCACCGCGUCCCGGGCAACAGCCUGGGGAACCUACUGACGAUGAUCCGGGACCAGGCCCCGAACAUCGUGACCAUAGUGGAGCAAGAAGCGAGCCACAACGGGCCCUACUUCCUGGGGAGGUUCUUGGAGGCCCUGCACUACUACUCGGCGAUAUUCGACUCGCUGGACGCGACGUUCCCGGCGGACUCGGCGCAGAGGGCGAAGGUGGAGCAGCACAUCUUCGCCCCGGAGAUCGGGAACAUCGUGGGGCACGAGGGGCCGGAGCGCGUGAUGCGGCACGAGCGGCUAGAGAAGUGGAGGAAGAUCAUGGAAGGGAAGGGGUUUCAAGGGGUGGCGUUGAGCUCAAACGCAGUCACGCAAUCAAGAAUAUUGCUGGGAUUGUAUUCAUGCGAUGGCUAUAGAUUGACGGAGGAUAAGGGUUGUUUACUUCUAGGGUGGCAGGAUAGGCACAUUCUUGCUGCUUCUGCAUGGCGCUGCUAGCUUCCAUGCAUGUCCACGUCUUUCAUUAAUUACUUAUUCAGCUCCACUAGAUUUAAUUAAUACUCAUAAUUGUUGAAAUUUUAUGUAUAAGUAUUUUGUGUUAUAAGUUUAACUAUUUAAGGGAAAAGAUGUAUUAGUCUUUCCAAUGUAUGUAGAAAUUAAAAAGGGCGUUAGGGGUCGAUGGAUCGGAUAUUGGUUAAUUAGCGUACGAUUUGGUUGGUAAUAAAUUAUUUUUAUUUGUUUGCGUC
Messenger RNA from Salvia miltiorrhiza (redroot sage), 2569 nucleotides. RefSeq names its product GRAS family protein RAM1-like. Lineage: Eukaryota; Viridiplantae; Streptophyta; Magnoliopsida; Lamiales; Lamiaceae. The record is from RefSeq and is a predicted model, not a curated record. Gene Ontology annotation, molecular function: DNA-binding transcription factor activity; sequence-specific DNA binding. Bases 300 to 2321 code for a protein of 673 amino acids. Gene Ontology annotation, cellular component: nucleus. Gene Ontology annotation, biological process: regulation of DNA-templated transcription. The transcript is spliced from 2 exons.